Odocoileus virginianus texanus is the source of this 278-nucleotide messenger RNA. The record is from RefSeq and is a predicted model, not a curated record. NCBI's taxonomy places the organism in Eukaryota, Metazoa, Chordata, Mammalia, Artiodactyla, Cervidae.
AAAGUGUGGACCAUCGUGUCUCACGAUUUGCAGAUGCAGACGACAGUGGUGGGCUACAACCCAGAAAAGUACUCAGUAACACAGCUCAUAUACAGCGCCUCCAUGGACCAGAUCAGCGCCAUCACCAGCAGCGCCGAGUACUGUGAGCAGUAUGUCUCCUACUUCUGCAAGAUGUCGAGGUUGUUGAACACCCCAGGAGACGUGAUUGAUGGAGCCUCUGACCGCUCUGCUGCAUGGUGGCAGUUUUGCUGUUGGGAUUGUCUUUUCUAGAAGGAGAA